Messenger RNA from Cinclus cinclus, 1114 nucleotides. RefSeq names its product mas-related G-protein coupled receptor member H-like. Gene Ontology annotation, cellular component: membrane. The record is from RefSeq and is a predicted model, not a curated record. NCBI's taxonomy places the organism in Eukaryota, Metazoa, Chordata, Aves, Passeriformes, Cinclidae. The transcript is spliced from 2 exons. Gene Ontology annotation, molecular function: G protein-coupled receptor activity. Gene Ontology annotation, biological process: G protein-coupled receptor signaling pathway. Bases 92 to 1114 code for a protein of 340 amino acids.
UCAUCAUCCAUCCCUGGAUUCUCCAAGCACUGACUCCCAUCCACUGACCACAGCCAGGGACCACAUCCCACUGCCUGCCCAGAGUCCAUCCAUGGAGGUGACCACCGUGUCCCCAUCUCCUGCCUCACCCACUGAAGGAGACGAUCUCUGUGAGAUAGAUGUCACCAAUGUGGCCAAACACAGUGUGACACUGCUCAUCUGCCUCUGUGGGCUGGCUGGGAACGGGGCUGUCCUCUGCCUCCUCAGACUGAAAACCCGUAACGCUGUCAUCUUUGACCUGGCUGUCAUCGACUUCAUCUUCCUACUCCUCACACUCCCCUCUGCCCUCCUCUUCCUGGUGGAGGACAUGUCCUGCUCUCCAGUCCUGCCCUUGAUGUACGUGAGCUUCCUUUUCCAGCUGUCAGUGAUCUCCUACUUCUGGGGGCUGUACCGGCUGACGGGCAGCAGAACUUCGGACGUUGUCGAAAAGCUCUUCCAGCUCUGCUGCCACUGUGAACUUCCUCUGCGUCUGCGGUGGGUGUUGUUCAGUGUCCAAUACUGGGCCUUCUUUGCUCUCUUCACUGUCAUUCCCAUGAUGACAUCCCUGUGCCCGUCCCACGAGCAGGAGCACUGCCGGGCAGCUCUCAUCUCCAUCUACGCUGUCAUCCUGCUCUUCUUUGCUGCACCCGGAGUCAUUUCCCGUGCAAUCGACAUCAUUACAGCAACACGUGGCUCCAAGAAGCAGGAACCCAAGAGGCGACACGUCGUUGUCUUCAUCAUUGUGCUCUUCACUCUCCUCCUCAGCCUCUGCAAUUUCCUACAGGAGCUCGGAUAUUUCCUUGUGUCCUCUGAGGUGUUUUUCCUGCUCACCUGCAUCCACAGCAGCAUCAAACCCUUCAUCUACUUCUUGGCAGGGAGGUGCUGGAGUCCCUGCUCCAUAGGGUCCCUCCGACUCUCACUCCAGAGGGUCUUUGAUGACAAGAAAGUAAAAACUGCCCGCAGAAAUAAUGCACAGAGUGACACGAGGAAUGGGGCCAUCCUCUGGUUCCCCAGCAUCAAAGUCCAGGAAUCUGUUUACCACAUCCAUCCUGAACCAGGCCACCCUCAGGAGGAGCUGAACAGGGACUGUGCGUAG